CGCGGAAUCACGCUACUUCCGGCGCGAGGAGAUUCAAAGUAACGGCGGGCGGUGACCCCGAGCGGCGGGUCUCCUUCAACCUGGCGUCCUGCUCUCGGAUCUUCCCUAUGGAUCUGAUUCGGAACUUCCACGGGAAACUGCGGUCUCUGGCCGUCACCCUAGACAGCGAGACCGUCCGGCUGCAGCGAGCGCUGAACCGAGAGGAAAACGACUUUGAAGAUUAUCCAAUGAGAAUUUUACAUGACCUUCGUUCAGAAGUCCAGAUUCUAAAGGAUGAUGUCAUUAUUCUUCUUGAUAAAGUGUGUUUGGAAAGUCAAGAAAACAUUGGUUUCAUAAAGGCAACAAAAAUACUGAUGAAAAAAAAUUCAUUGGAUAUCAUGAAAAUUAGAGAGUUUUUCCAGAAGUAUGGAUAUAAUCCACGUGCCAAGAAAACUUCAGUGGAUGAACAAGAAGUCACUGACUUUAAGCCAGAGUCUACUGAGCAUGAAAAUGUUAAGAAGUCUGAUGUGAAGGAUGAUUUGUCUGAUCCUGCUAUUUUAGGCAGUUCUGUUUCUGAGAAAUCUCCACGAAGUCCACAACUUUCAGAUUUUGGACUUGAGCGGUACAUGAUACCCCAAGCUUUGCCAAGCCCUCUACAGGUGGUAAACAACCAUAAGGAAGAGCCAAAACAUUUAACUCCGUCUUCUACACAAUCACUAGUUAAAGUACCAAAAACUCCAAAAUGUGCCUUAAAGAUGGAUGAUUUUGAAUGUGUGACUCCAAAAUUAGAACACUUUGGUAUCUCUGAAUAUACUAUGUGUUUAAAUGAAGAUUACACAAUGGGACUGAAAAAUAUGAAGGAAAAAAGGGAUGAGACCAUGGAAACAGAACCAAUAAUCAAUAAUUUCACUACCACACCUGGCUGCAUAGUACAACGGUUGGAAAAAAACGAUGCUGAAUAUACAAAUUCCCCAUUGGUACCUACAUUCUGCACUCCUGGUUUGAAAAUUCCUUCUACAAAGAACAUUACAGCUUUGGCAUCCGCAAAUGAUUCAUUAUCAGAAACAAAUUGCUCAUCAAAUGAUUUGGAAAUGAAAGACUGCACAUCAUUAUUUUUAAAUUCGGACGAGUGCUUUCAGAAUUUUGCGGCUCCCUCAUCUCCUAAAAUUUCUUCUUAUGAGAAUCUUCUCAGAACACCUAUACCUCCAGAAGUAACUACAAUUCCAGAAGAUGUUCUGCAGAUUUUAUCAAAAUACAACUCAAAGCUAGCUACUCCAGUAGCAGUUAAAGCUGUGCCAUCCAGCAAAGUGCUCCUUACUAAAUAUAAAGAUCAAAGCAGCCAAGAUGUCGGCAACAAAGAAAACUGGUGAAAAGCUUCCAGCAGAUUCAUUCAAAAUAAGAUGAAAGCAGAGCUGGACUGUCACUCACAUCCUCCUACUUCUUGCCCCCUUUUUAAAAACCAGCCCAUAGGGAAGAUAAGCAUGGACACUGAUGUCAUAGUGUUCUUUUUAAUUAAGCUUUGAUAUAGUUUAAUCACAGUAUUGACAUAUAGUUCAGUUAUUCCAUUUUAAUGAUAAUUACUGUUUCAUUGACUUCAAAUUUGCCCUGCCUAAUCUAACAGUGAUUUAAGAAAUAUUAGCAAGCAGGAUAAAUAAUUUAAAAAUUGUAAAUGUUAGUUUGCUACUCAAAUAAAGUUAUUCCUGAUAUUCUUGGGGCUAAGUGGUUAUUGGUACCCCAUAGAACUGUGCUUCUUCUUUGAUCCUAGCUCUGCUUUUCUGCCCCCACUCAUGGCAAAGCCUUUUGCACCUUUCAUUUUAAUAGGACACUUUUAAAUGACAGCUUAUUUUAGAAGGUGGGAAUAUACAGGUAUACAUAGGUAACUGCAGGGUAAUAGGUCUCAGUUGGAGGCAGGAUGUGUGGAGGUAUUUUCCCCUUUUUACUCCUGCCAUUUUACUUCAUAUGAGUUUCAUCCUUUCAAAUCAGUUCUAUUCACCACAAGGCUGCUUACCUCCCCGAACUCCUCUCUUCAACUUUACCAACCACCAGAGCAUGAGCUAGGCUCUCUGGAAUGUUCUCAUGACUUCCUGGACCAGGUGCCCUUCUGUGGAUUGUCAGCUGUGGCCAGAGGAGACAAACUGAGUGCUUCUAGAACUACUGACAACUGCAGACUUCCCUGGGCAUCACACCCAGAACUUCCCCAUUCACUCUAAUUGGAAAAUAAUUUUGUUAAGCUCAUGAACGUGAUGAACUUUUCAGAUUAAUGUCUUAGGGAAAAUAACAACUAAGUAUAUUGUGCAGACCAGUGAGAAAUUUGAGAAGAAACAUAUGACAAGUAUCAGCACCAGGUAUUUCAAAGGCUCAGUUUGGGAAAUAGGACGCAGUAAAAAUUACCCUUU
Talpa occidentalis (Iberian mole) is the source of this 2375-nucleotide messenger RNA. It is a transcript of the gene SKA3, whose product is annotated as spindle and kinetochore associated complex subunit 3. Gene Ontology annotation, biological process: mitotic cell cycle; chromosome segregation. The coding region runs from base 108 to 1349 and encodes 413 amino acids. Lineage: Eukaryota; Metazoa; Chordata; Mammalia; Eulipotyphla; Talpidae. Gene Ontology annotation, cellular component: spindle microtubule; outer kinetochore. The record is from RefSeq and is a predicted model, not a curated record. The transcript has 9 exons.